Messenger RNA from Arabidopsis thaliana (thale cress), 1512 nucleotides. RefSeq names its product Gag-Pol-related retrotransposon family protein. Bases 42 to 1259 code for a protein of 405 amino acids. The transcript has a single exon. NCBI's taxonomy places the organism in Eukaryota, Viridiplantae, Streptophyta, Magnoliopsida, Brassicales, Brassicaceae. The record is from RefSeq and is marked reviewed.
GAGAAAAAAGAAAGUUUAAAGAAUCUCUGACAGUUACGGUUAUGGCGACGGCGAAUAUACGCGACGGCGUUGUUUCCGAUCAAUUUGACUAUGAAAUCUGGGCUCCGAUCACGAAAUCUACACUAAUCGAGCAAGGACUUUGGGAUGUUGUCGUGAACGGAGUCCCGCAGGAUCCAUCGAAGAAUCCAGAGUUAGCGGCGACGAUUCAACCCGAAGAGCUUUCGAAAUGGAGAGAUUUCGUGGUGAAAGACGCUAAAGCGCUUCAGAUCUUGCAAUCUUCUCUCACGGAUUCUGUUUUCAGGAAGACUCUCUCUGCUUCUUCGGCUAAAGAUGUUUGGGAUUUGCUUCGAAAAGGUAACGAACAAGCAACGAUACGUAGAUUAGAACAAGUAACGAUACGUCGAUUAGAGAAGCAAUUAGAAGAUCUCAAAAUGGUUGACAAAGAAUCUGGCAGUUCCUACUUGGAUAAGGCUUUGGAAAUCCUUGAACGAUUGGGCCGUGCGAAACUUGAGAAAUCUGAUUACGAGAUUUGCAAGAAUGUGUUCACGACACUCUCUGGGUCAUUCGAUGGUCUAGAUUCAAUGUUGGAGGAACUCAUUGAUGUUCAUAAGAUGACUAGUAAGAGUCUUGUUGAGUAUUUUUACUAUCGUGUACAUGAAUCAUCGACAGAGGAAGCUAUCUUUGGACUAUUGAAGGAUUUGAGGCUUAAAUCAAAGUCUGAGAAGUGGUGUGGCUUGUGCUACAAGAACAAUCACAACCAAGAAGACUGCAAAUUUAGGAUUCAUACAGAUAAGGAGGAGAAAGAAGAUGAAAUCGUAGUUGAUUAUCGUCUGGAAACGGUACCAAAUUUAGGGGCAAAAACAUAUGAUGAUGAUAUUUGGAUAAUACACAAGAUGGCCCCGAUUAACAUGACUCCAUAUGUGAAGUAUUUCACCACUCUAGACAGGACAUUCAAAGCUACGGUUGGAACGGUCGAUGGAACAGUUCUUUUGGUUGAAGGAAAAGGAGAUGUUAAGAUCAGGAUGAAGGAAGGGAAGAAGAAGACGAUCAGGAAUGUGAUUUUUGUUCCCGGGCUCAACAGAAACGUGUUGAGUUUUGGUAAGAUGGUAUCAAAACGCUACUCAAUCUCAACGGGAAUGCAAGGCGAAUGCAUUGUCUGCGAUCGGGGUGAGAAUAAAUUGGGGGAUGCUAUGUGGAUGACGGAUGAAACAGAGAUGGCUUUGCGUUUGAAGGUGAUUGAAGGUAAACUCACAUAUUAAGUAGCUACUUUUCAUGAUGGCUACAAUUGGUAGUAGGCUUAACUCGUCAGGUGGACAUAUCAGUCUUCUAUGUGGUCUUUUUUAGUUUGGUUUUAUUCCGUUUUCAGUUUGUUCGAGCUAAUACAUAUUCUGCUACUGCAGUAUGAAUUAGUCUUUAACCUAGGAAGGCUUGGUUUUAAUCUAGUUUUUCAAAAACUAUUUUUGUCAUCACUGUGCAAGUACUAUUGUCAAGUUUUGUUAAUGGUGAGAAGGA